GAGUAAAAUGCGCCGGCCUCACCCCGCCACUCUAUUGCGUCCUCUUCCUCUCGAUUCGAAUCUUCACCUCCCUGACCUCUUGCUAGUUGCUACCAUCUCGAAUUACCAAAAUCCAUACUAAUAUCCAAAAAUUGAAUCAUACAGACAAAUACCCAAAUUUUAAAAUAAAAUAUCCAUUUCUCAGAUGGGGCACUCCAAAUUUCAGAUAUUCACUAAACAAAACCGCUCCCUCUUCUUCUCACAAACCCUCGAACGAAAAAUCGAGAGAAUGGACCGUCUUCUUCGUCGUCAGCCGAUUGCCAUUCUCAGAUUCUUCUCCUCCAUGGCACCGAACGACACUCUGCGGCGCCGGAUCGCGAGGGCCGGCGAUCCUUCGGCUUCCGUCAUUCCUCUUCUCGACGAAUGGCUUGACCGCGGAAACCAACUCAGGCCUUCCGACCUCCAGAGCAUGGUCAAAAUGCUCCGCAGAUUCAAGCGCUUUUCCCACGCCCUCCAGAUAUUGGAGUGGAUAUCUGAACAAAGAAUCUACAAUCUCUCUGCGGGAGACAUCGCAAUUCAGCUCGAUCUGAUUGCGAAAGUUCGGGGUUUGGAAGAAUCAGAGAAGUUCUUUGAAACCACUCCUGUGGAUGUGAGGGACUAUCAUGUAUACGGUGCUCUCUUGAACUGCUACGCAAGCAUGAACUCUGUGCACAAAGCUGAGGCCACAUUUCAGAAGAUGAGAGAGUUUGGGUUCAUCAAAGGCCCUCUCACAUACAAUGUGAUGCUGAAUCUCUAUACACGUCUAGGAAACCACGUUAUGAUUGAGAAACUUCUGCACGAGAUGGAGGAGAACAAUGUGAAGCCUGAUAGGUUCACUGUGAACACACAACUGCACGCUUACGCAGUUGUGUCCAACAUCGGGGGCAUGGAGAAGUUUCUGAUGAAGUGUGAGACUGAUCCGGGGUUCACAUUGGACUGGCACGCAUAUGUUACCGUGGCAAAUGCAUACCUCAAAGCAAGAUCAACGGAAAAGGCAGUAGCAAUGCUGCGUAGAUCGGAGCAGUUAGUGAAUCCUAAGUCAAGAAAGCUAGCCUGCGAGGUUCUCAUGACGAUCUAUGGAGCUGCAGGUAGAAGAGAAGACGUUUACCGUCUCUGGGACUUUUACAAGAGCACGGGACAGUUCUACAACACGGGAUACAUAUGCGUGAUCAGUGCGCUCUUGAAGGUAGAAGAUAUCGAGGGGGCUGAGAAUGUUUACACCGGGUGGGAGAUCGGGCUUCUCCUGUUUGAUAUGAGGAUACCACAUGUGUUGAUCUCUGGUUAUUGCAAGAAAGGCAUGAUGGAGAAGGCUGAGGAUGUCGUGAGCAGGCUGUUGCGAAAGGGGAGAAGAGCUGAUGCAAGCACGUGGGAGCGUUUGGCGCUUGGGUACAAGACAGUGGGUCAGAUGGAUAAGGCAGUAGAGAGGUGGAAGAGGGCCAUAAAGGCGAGCCAGUCUGGGUGGAGGCCAAACAGGCUCGUGCUUGGUGCGUGUGUGGAAUAUUUGGAGGGUCGGGGUGACAUGGAGGGUCUGAGAGAGGUUCUGAGACUUCUGAGUGAGGGAGGUCACGUCUCAUAUGAUAAACUAGUGAAUGAUGUGGAUGGAGGUGGAUUGAGUUGGAAGAUCAUCAAUGUGAUGGGAGGAAACCGAUAUGCUGAUGCGUUCGAAGAAGAGGGAGAAGGAAAGUUUAGCAGAGAGAAACAAGAAACAAAUGGUUUGUUGUAGUACGAGGAUUAUUGCCUUUCUGAGUAGUAUUACUGAAAACGAAGGAGAAAGAAAGAGCUUACAGAACUAGAGGAAGAAGAGUCCCGAAUCAGGCCUCUGUUCAUGAAAGUUGAUAUGAGAUGUCUGCUACUUUUGAGCAGUGUUCAUGAUUUAACCUGUACCGAGAAUAUCUUUGGAACCUUUUGGCUUGUGCCGUCAGAAGCUUUUAUUGUUUGAGUAA
Molecule: messenger RNA, 1961 nt
Organism: Tarenaya hassleriana
Lineage: Eukaryota; Viridiplantae; Streptophyta; Magnoliopsida; Brassicales; Cleomaceae
Product: pentatricopeptide repeat-containing protein At2g20710, mitochondrial
Exons: 2
Coding region: 185-1741 (518 amino acids)
Cellular component (GO): mitochondrion
Molecular function (GO): protein binding
Source: RefSeq, a predicted model, not a curated record